This is a messenger RNA of Trachemys scripta elegans, 561 nucleotides long. RefSeq names its product proline rich 29 (gene PRR29). Bases 85 to 561 code for a protein of 158 amino acids. The record is from RefSeq and is a predicted model, not a curated record. The transcript is spliced from 4 exons. Lineage: Eukaryota; Metazoa; Chordata; Testudines; Emydidae.
CUACUGCUUUCCUGCUCCCUGGAGGGUUGCUCCCAUCCAGUCCUCACUGGCAAGCUCCUUCCAGACGGGGGCUGCGCCUUCACCAUGAAUUUGGGGGCAGCUGAGGCCUGGGGGGAGACUCCCCCACGGGUGCAGAUCAUCCAACAGCCGAUUCCCCAACAGCCGAUGACAAUAUUUCAGCAGAUCCCUGGGAUCCUGUCUCCUUUCACUCAGCCCGUAAGGCCAGGACAUGUCCGAGAAGAUCUGAUAGAGUUCAUGAUGAUACAAAAUGCCCAGAUGCAUCAGGUGAUCAUGAACAACAUGACGAUGGCUGCACUGACAUCCUUUGGAUUCAGCCCAGAUCCUCCUGCUGCCCAGGUGAACCUGGUCCCCCUCCACACUGAAGAUGAAGAAGCAGAUGUGGUAUUCCACCACCACUAUGCACCAUACCCCACCGCCACUCCCGGCCCCCCAUGGCAGCCCCUGACGCAGCCGCCAGCAUGGGCACAGGAGCCCCCUAGCAUACGCCACGUCAGCCAGGACCCGCACCCAGCCCCAGCAGGCCGGACUCAGGAUGAGUGA